GGUUCAAGUCUUAAGCUCAUUUGCACAUACAUAGUACACUUGUACAAGAUGGUGCUAUGGUUACAGUCUCGUUUUGCUGUGAUACUAAUUGUCCUAAACUAUUUGACUUGUGCCAAAACUGAGAAUGAUUUGCAAACGAUUUCCUCAUCCUCGAUGGAUCUUAUGCAGAGAGGACUUCAAAGCUAUUGUGCCAAAUUACCCUUCUGUCGAUAUAAAAAAAUUCUAACUGCUCUGAAAGAUAGUUUUAAUCUCAACUCAGAAUCUUCAAGUUCAAACUAUAGUAAUAUGAAACAAGUGAAAAAAAACCUGGCAACAGAUCGACAGACAGAAGUCCUCGAAGGAGGUGAAAGUUUUGAAGGUGGAGAACUACCAUCAUCGGCAGAUAGUGGAUUAGUAUUGGAAGAUUUGGAGAAGAAUGAUUUAGCCAUAAACUCAUACGAUGAUUUGGACCUUUUUAAACCAGACGAAGCCAAGAGAGGAAACAGUUUACCAAGUAUUGGAUGUGAUUGCAAAGUAAAGAACGAACUUCUUGACCUUGGCCAUUUGUACUAUCCACGUUACCUGUUCAACGCAGUUUGCCACAAGGAUGACCGAUCUUUUGAAUACACUCCCAAGUGUUUGCCUGGAUCUCAAUGCAGACCACUUGAAUACAAAGUGCGUGUCCUUACACAUCGUUCCCAUAACGAUCAUCUACACAAGGACCCAUCUGCUUCUCUUCUACCCGAUACCCUUCGAUCAGUUUGGAAAUUUAAAACUGUCACAAUUGCUGCCGGAUGCUUCUGUUCUUGACUUCUUAUUGAAUCCAUAACGAAUUUCGAAAACUUAUCAAUAUCAAUGUUAUAAUAAAAAAUAAGUGUUAUCCAAAAUUGUAAACAAAAAAAAAAACAAAAUCAAGAACAAAUUAAAUGAACUGAAUACUUAAAUAUUCA
Molecule: messenger RNA, 929 nt
Organism: Eupeodes corollae
Lineage: Eukaryota; Metazoa; Arthropoda; Insecta; Diptera; Syrphidae
Exons: 4
Coding region: 49-789 (246 amino acids)
Molecular function (GO): prothoracicotrophic hormone activity
Source: RefSeq, a predicted model, not a curated record